Messenger RNA from Darwinula stevensoni, 1935 nucleotides. NCBI's taxonomy places the organism in Eukaryota, Metazoa, Arthropoda, Ostracoda, Podocopida, Darwinulidae. The record is from the annotation of a GenBank genome assembly.
UGCUAGCCUUAGAUCUUGGUGUAUCUCUUAUUCUUUGCACUUACCUAGCUACAUGCAUUUCAUUAAUGGGUCUGUGCAUACCUGGUCAUAAUUUUAUUCAUGAAAUAAUGUUCCUAAUAAUGAAUCAUCUGCUGCACUAUCUUGAAGUUUUUUGGUCCCAUAUGCAUAGCCUGGUUUUUAAAAAAAAAAGUGGGAACUCUGGGAUACUGUUAUGCAUUUCUCCUGGUUCAUGAAAGAUUUCUAUUCCAUAUGAAAGCCCAUCUAAAAGCGCAAAUAUCAUCAGCAGUUUGAGCUAUGCAUAUUUUUGGUGUAGAGUGUAUGAAAGGAACAGUUACAGGCUGUAAGCUGUGCUGUACUAUUAGUGAUGUUCUCUAUCAGCAGUCACUGUUGACUAUUAAUAGAAUGAUUGAACACCAAGAACAUUUUGGACAUGUAAUUUCUGGUUUUACAUUUCAUCAAUUUCUGCAAGUCUGGUUCCUAGUAAUAUGCAUGCAGAUACUGCACAAGGUGCAAGGGGAGAAGUGAAAAGUGGGUAGUAAAAAAUUUGAAUGAUGCAACACUGGGUCUGGCAGCAUGUAUCUGGCUUCCAUGAAGACCUUGAUGAAGAUUUUGAUCCGCACUGCCCAGCCAAGCAGGAGGGCAUCCUGUGCCACCAUCCUGGGGAUUGAGAGCAGCUGUGAUGACACUGGUGCAGCUGUCGUGAAUGAAGCUAAAGAGAUACUUGGCGAGGCUCUUCACAGCCAAAAACAGCUUCAUAUUGACUUUGGUGGAAUCAUCCCUCCCUUUGCACGAGAGCUGCAUAGGAAGCAUUUACCAGCAGUGGUUGACUCGGCACUCAGUGCAGCACGAAUGACAGUCUCAGAUGUAGAUGCCAUUGCUGUUACUGUCAAACCUGGUAAGCAUGAUGCAUGGAAAGAGAUAGAGCUGAAAAUGAAGUUCCCAUUCUUGGUACUUUUGGUAUCUGGAGGGCAUUGCAUUCUGGCUCUUGUGCGUGGAGUCACAUCAUUCUCCAUCCUUGGUUCCACAUUGGAUGAUUCUCCUGGAGAGGCCCUUGAUAAGAGUGCCCGUCGGAUGAAGCUGAGGAAUCUCCCUGAGCUCUCCAUGUUAUCAGGAGGAGAAGCCAUUGAGAAAUUGGCUCAACAAGGAGAUCCUUCUGCAUUUCAGUUUCCUUUCCCCUUGGGAAGAGCACGUGAUUGCAAUUUCAGUUUUUCUGGCCUCAAAUUCUACUUAUUGAAAACUAUCCGAAGGUUAGAGGAAAAACAAAAGGUGGAGGGAGAUCAGUUGGUUCCUGAAUUGGCAGACCUUUGUGCCUCCUUCCAGUUUACGGUGAUGAAACAUCUUUGCACUCGAGUCCAAAGGGGCAUGGGAUUUCUUGAUCUCAAUGAUUUGAUGCCAAAAAAUGAAAGAACUUUGGUGGUUUCCGGAGGAGUGGCAAGCAACAACUUUCUUCGGUCUGCUUUGGAGCGUGUAUGUAAUGAGUACAAUUACAAAUUGGUUUGCCCCCCACCACGUUUGUGCACAGACAAUGGGGUCAUGAUAGCCUGGAACGGGGUGGAAAAGUGGAUAAUUGGCUGUGACAUCACGCAUGAAUUCGACUCCAUUGUUCCUGAGGGCAGGUGUGUAAACAAAACUACUCACGUGUUUGAAUUAUUGUGGGAAAGAAACUGACUUUUUUACUUGUAGAGUGGUAAAUGCGUGGAAUGCGUUAGACGACGACGUAGUGGCUACCGUGACUACCCUUCCGUGACUAUUUUUAAGAAGAAACUAGAUGCUUUUAUGGACAAGGAAGAUGGGGGGGCAAUGCUGACUUAAGGGACAAGGCAAUAAGUUACUAGGAUAUGCUAAAAAAAAAAACACAAAACUCACAAAAACACAAAAAUAUUUAGCUUAGAGGAGGUAGGCCUACCCUAAAACUAAGGAACGCUCGACCUCGAC